AGUCUUGCUGUUAGUAUGAAGAAAGAAAAUUUGUGAAAUGUUGUGAUUGUUUCUGUGUUACAUUAACCAUUUGUUAUGAAUUCCAAUGGAAUUCCUUGGUGCUGCUAAGCCCUGUUUUUUAUUAAAAAUCAGUUUGCACUGACUAGAGUAAUGGAUGAACGGGGAUUGUGUUAAAUGGACAAUGUAACCUCGAAAAUGAAAAGUUACAGUUGCUCCUCUGCUUUGAGUAGAUGAAGGUAUUGAGAAGGUCAAGUUCUUUCUAGCACUAAGGGUUGUCAUUCACUCGUUACCUAUAGGCUUAAUUUAAUCCUAGAACAUAGAAGGAUCCUCAAAAAUCUCAUCCCCUCUGUUUUUCUCAUUCUGAAUUUUGAAGAGGAAAGGCUAAAGGAUGUGGGACUAUUCUACCUUUAGAAAAUACUGAUUGGCAUCUAAUACCUUCUCCUUUGUAUUCAAGUUGCAUUACAUAGCCAGUUUUCUGCCAACUAAUUAACUGUUCAACUUAUGCUUGAGCUAGGAGACUGUCCACUGAACUUUGCCAUAAAAUCAGUAACAUUUAUAUAGGUUAUUUUUGUCUUAUUCUGUUAGGUGUAAGAAUUUGUCUGUAUCUUUCUGGAAUUCCUAUUGGAUGCUGCCCUCUGAUGUUUGUGGAAUGAACUGCUUUUGGGAAGCUGCUUUUAGAUAUGAUUACAUGAAAACACAUCCUUCUGAGAAAAUGCAUCUAGCAGUGGUGGCCUGUGGUGAAAGACUGGAGGAGACUGCUACUAUGCUGAGAUCAGCAAUGAUUUUCAGCAUCAAACCUCUUCAUUUUCAUAUUUUUGCUGAGGACCAAUUGCAUGGGAGUUUCAAAGACAUACUUGAUGAAUUCCCCUAUGAAGGAAAAGUUAAUUACACAUUAUAUCCAAUAACAUUUCCAUCUGAGAGUGCAGCAGAAUGGAAGAAAUUGUUUAAACCAUGUGCUUCACAAAGACUGUUUUUGCCAUUAAUCCUCAAAAAUGUGGAUUCCCUACUCUAUGUUGAUACUGACAUCUUAUUUUUGAGGCCUGUUGAUGAUAUUUGGUCUUUUCUGGGAAAGUUCAACUCCACACAAAUUGCUGCCAUGGCACCAGAACAUGAAGAGCCUCGUAUUGGGUGGUAUAAUCGUUUUGCUAGACAUCCCUAUUAUGGAGUAACUGGAAUUAAUUCUGGAGUCAUGCUAAUGAAUAUGACACGUAUCAGAAGAAAAUAUUUCAAGAAUGAUAUGACGCCAGUCAGGUUACAAUGGGGAGAAAUUCUGAUGCCACUACUGAAGAAAUACAAGUUGAAUAUAACGUGGGGUGAUCAGGAUCUAUUGAACAUUAUGUUUUUUCACAAUCCAGAAAGUCUUUAUGUCUUUCCUUGCCAAUGGAACUACCGGCCUGACCACUGCAUCUAUGGAAGCAAUUGUAAGGCAGCUGAAGAAGAAGGUAUAUUUAUUCUUCAUGGAAAUAGAGGUGUUUACCAUGAUGAUAAACAACCGACUUUUAGGGCUGUCUAUGAAGCAAUAAAAAAUUAUUCCUUUGGAGAUGACCUGGUUCAUUCACUGCUGCAGCCCCUAGAAUGGGAAUUACAGAAAACCACGCAUACAUACUGUGGAAGAGUAUACAAAGUAUUCAUAAAGCAGCUAACAAAAAGCAUAAGAGACUUGCAUGCCAGAAGAUCAAAGGGAAGGUGAUUUUUGACUCCUAGCUGUCACAUCAAGAGACUGAAUUAAUAUAGCUGGUCAACAGGUGCAAGAAUUCUAUUACAGCUUGAAUGGGCUCUUAAUGUGCCCAGAAAAAAAGGUUUACUAGCAUACAUAAAAAUGAAGAAAAUAUUCAUGUAAUGAAGAACAAGAACUUUUUUUUCUGCAAAGGUGACUUUUUGGUUUUCUGAAGUUUAAUCAGUGCUAGUGUUUGUCUCAUGUCUGAUGAUUUGGGUGUUACUGACUUCUAUGAUCAGUACUUUUAGUCUGCAUAAUUCAGUUAUCUAAUGAUAAAUGAGCAAGGAAGAAAUGAAGAUGGCUCUCUUUGGGAGUGUACCUCAUAUAUUGUCUAAAAUUCUCUUAAACUGUGAAUGUAGCAAUAACUGAGUCAGCAGCACUAACCUCACUUUAAAGGUGUGAGCCUUUAUGUAAACAAAGUUGUUUACAAGUGCAGAAAAUACUCUCUUGUCAAAGAAGUGUAUUGUAAUCAUUGACAAUCUGUAUGUGCCUUUAUAUGUUCAUCUCUUACAUGUUGAAGUACUGUUUUGACAAUCUUGUUUCGUUUAUCUCAGAUGUAAACUGCACACUAUAAAUAUGACUUUGAGAAAUUAAUUACUAGUAUGUGAUACUAGUUUUCUCUGUUAGUAAAUACAGAGGUUUUAUAUUAAAAAUAAUUUUUUUCAACAAUUAGUAGAGCUAUUAGCACCAAAAGGUAGAGCAGAACUGAGGGGGUUUUAAGUAAAAAUCCAGUUUGAAGUUGCUUCUUACAAUACUUCUCAAAAAUUUCAUGGUUUUGCAGCUUUAUAGGGCAUGUUGGGAGUAGAAAAAAAGCCCAAUGGUGGAAAGCUCUUGCUCUUGUAUUUCCAUACCAGGAAUUAUUACCUGAUGAUUGUUGUAGAGUAGGUAGUACCUAAAAGUGAAGAGCUGUAGUAAGAGUCCUGAUACUUCAUCAGACUGUGUAGUAGUUGGGUUUUUUAGAGAAUAUAUCCUGUUAAAAUAUUUUUUUAAUAAAUGGCUUUAAAAUAGUUUUGGGGCAGACCCUUAACUACAUGAAUGCAUUACUGUCGAUAGGCUGAUAGUGAUUUGCAGCAGGUAAGGAUUAGGUUUCCUCCAAUUAUCUUAGUGAAAUUAAGUAAUAAAAACUUUUUUCUUCUCCAGAGAAAACCAUGAAGGGCUGAAUUCUAGUGUUACAGUGAAUUAUUUAAACUUGCAUGGUAUGAAAUGUAUUUGUAAAGUAUGUAUUAACUUAGAUAACCUGUCUAAGUGAGAUGAAGUCUUCAUAAAGUGAGCUUUUGGAUUCCAGGAAAGUUCCUGUGUGUCGAACAUGGAGGAUCCACUCACUGACUUGCACCUUCAUCCCAACCCGAUUUUACAAGCUUAAUUUUUGUAGCUGUUUCCUUGUCAAAGGUAGACUGGCUCUGACUUCCAGAUCCAUGUGAGCUGGACAAACGCUUUAGCAGUACAAAAACAAACUUCACUGUCAGCAGAGUUUGCAUCCUGCUUCUAAUUUCCCUGCAGGCUCAGGGUAUAAAUUUUUGGAAUGGAAUCUGGGAAGCAGUCUGCCUGUCAUGUAGGACUCUUUUCCUUGCUUUGUAACCUUUUGAAACCUGAAAAUGUAGAAAUCUCUGUGAAGGUGAAUACUGUAACUGACUGAUUUUACAAUAUGCAGUGCAUUAUUUUUUUACAUAAAUACUGAUUUUUAUAUCAA
Messenger RNA from Parus major (Great Tit), 3407 nucleotides. RefSeq names its product glucoside xylosyltransferase 1 (gene GXYLT1). The record is from RefSeq and is a predicted model, not a curated record. NCBI's taxonomy places the organism in Eukaryota, Metazoa, Chordata, Aves, Passeriformes, Paridae. Gene Ontology annotation, biological process: protein O-linked glycosylation via N-acetylgalactosamine. Gene Ontology annotation, molecular function: UDP-xylosyltransferase activity. The transcript has 7 exons. Bases 626 to 1690 code for a protein of 354 amino acids.